CGGACCGGGGGUGUCAGAGCGCGUCAGGCAGGGCGCCUGCACACACCUCCCGGAGCCUCCACUGUACUUGCCCGCGCGCCGUCGCCUCUGCCCGCAGCCGCGCCUUCCAUGGGGGUCGCGGGCCGCAGCUGUCCCGGGGCGGCCGGGGCGCUGCUGCUGCUGCUGCUGACCGCAGCCCUUCCUCUGGGCCGGGGCCGCGCCCCGGGGCUGCUAGAAGAUGUGGACGAGUGUGUCCAAGGGCUAGAUGACUGCCACAUCAACGCCCUGUGUCAAAACACAGUCACCUCGUACAAGUGUUCCUGCAAGCCUGGCUACCAAGGGGAGGGCAGGCAGUGUGAGGACAUUGAUGAAUGUGAAAACGAACUCAACGGAGGCUGUGUCCAUGACUGUUUGAAUAUUCCAGGCAAUUAUCGCUGUACUUGUUUUGAUGGCUUCAUGUUGGCUCAUGAUGGUCAUAAUUGUCUUGAUGUGGACGAGUGCCUAGAGAACAAUGGCGGCUGCCAGCACACCUGUGUCAACGUUAUGGGGAGCUACGAGUGCCGCUGCAAGGAGGGUUUUUUCCUGAGUGACAAUCAGCACACGUGCAUUCACCGCUUAGAAGAGGGUCUGAGCUGUAUGAAUAAGAAUCACGGCUGUAGUCACAUCUGCAAGGAGGCCCCGAGGGGCAGCGUCGCCUGCGAAUGCAGGCCUGGCUUUGAACUGGCCAAGAACCAGAGAGACUGCGUCUUGACCUGUAACCAUGGAAAUGGUGGCUGCCAGCACUCCUGUGAGGACGCGGCUGAAGGCCCAGAGUGUAGCUGCCAUCCACAGUACAAGAUGCACACAGAUGGGAAGAGCUGCCUUGAGCGAGAGGACACUGCCUUGGAGGUGACAGAGAGCAAUGCCACAUCCGUGGUGGAUGGGGACAAACGGGUGAAACGGCGGCUGCUCAUGGAAACGUGCGCUGUCAACAAUGGAGGCUGCGAUCGCACCUGUAAGGAUACUUCGACAGGUGUUCAUUGCAGUUGUCCUGUUGGAUUCACUCUCCAGUUGGAUGGGAAGACCUGUAAAGAUAUUGAUGAGUGCCAGACCCGCAAUGGAGGUUGUGAUCAUUUCUGCAAAAACACCGUGGGCAGUUUUGACUGCAGCUGCAGAAAGGGAUUUAAAUUAUUAACAGAUGAGAAGUCUUGCCAAGAUGUGGAUGAAUGCUCUUUGGACAGGACCUGUGACCAUAGCUGCGUCAACCACCCUGGCACAUUCUCAUGUGCGUGCAACAAAGGUUACACCCUCUAUGGCUUUACCCACUGUGGAGACACCAACGAGUGCAGUGUCAACAACGGAGGCUGUCAGCAGGUCUGUGUGAACACAGUGGGCAGCUACGAAUGCCAGUGCCACUCUGCAUACAAGCUCCACUGGAAUAAAAAAGACUGUGUGGAAGUGAAGGGGGUCUUGCCCACUAGUGUAUCACCCCACGUGUCCCUGCAUUGCAGUAAGAGUGGCGGAGGAGACAGGUGCUUCCUCAGAUGUCACUCGGGCAUUCACCUCUCUUCAGGACUGCAAGAGGCCUACUCUGUCACCUGCGGCUCUUCCUCUCCUCUCAGGAACAAACAGCAAAAAUCAAAUGACUCUGCUUUUGGGGAUGUCGUCACCGUCAGAACAAGUGUAACCUUUAAACUAAAUGAAGGCAAGUGUAGUUUGAAAAAGGCUGAGCUGUUUCCCGAGGGUCUGCGAUCAGCACUACCAGAGAAGCACAGCUCAGUAAAAGAGAGCUUCCGCUACGCAAACCUUACAUGCAGCUCCGGCAAGCAAGUCCCUGGAGCCCCUGGGCGACCAAGCGCCACUAAGGAAAUGUUUAUCACUGUUGAGUUUGAGCUUGAAACUAACCAAAAGGAGGUGACAGCUUCUUGCGAUUUGAGCUGCAUGGUAAAGCGAACAGAGAAGCGGCUCCGGAAAGCUAUCCGCACACUCCGGAAGGCUGCUCACAGGGAGCAGUUUCACCUCCAACUCUCAGGCAUGGACCAUGAAGUGGCUAAAAAGUCUCCCAGAACAUCUGAACGCCGGGCAGAGUCAUGUGGAGCGGGCCAGGGCCACACAGGAAAUCAGUGUGUCAGUUGCAGGGCUGGGACAUAUUAUGAUGGAGCACAAGAACGCUGCAUUUUAUGUCCAAAUGGAACCUUCCAAAAUGAGGAAGGACAAAUCACAUGCGAACCGUGCCCGAGACCAGAAAAUCCUGGGGCCCUAAAGCCCUCAGAAGCUUGGAAUGUGUCUGAAUGUGGAGGUCUGUGCCGACCUGGUGAAUAUUCUGCAGAUGGCUUUGUACCCUGCCAGCUCUGUGCCCUGGGCACAUUCCAGCCUGAAGCCGGCCGUACUUCCUGCUUCUCCUGUGGAGGCGGCCUCUCCACCAAACAUCUGGGAGCCACUACCUUCCAGGACUGUGAAACCAGAGUUCAGUGUUCACCGGGACACUUCUACAACACCACCACUCACCGAUGUAUUCGUUGCCCAGCAGGAACAUAUCAGCCUGAAUUUGGAAAAAAUAAUUGUGUUUCUUGCCCAGGAAAUACUACGACUGACUUUGAUGGCUCCACAAACAUAACCCAGUGUAAAAACAGAAGAUGUGGAGGGGAGCUGGGAGAUUUCACUGGAUAUAUCGAAUCCCCCAACUACCCAGGCAAUUACCCAGCCAACACUGAGUGUACCUGGACCAUCAACCCACCCCCCAAGCGCCGCAUCUUGAUCGUGGUCCCUGAGAUCUUCCUGCCCAUAGAGGACGACUGUGGAGACUACCUGGUGAUGCGGAAAACCUCUUCAUCCAAUUCUGUGACAACAUAUGAAACCUGCCAGACCUACGAACGCCCCAUUGCCUUCACCUCCAGAUCAAAGAAGCUGUGGAUUCAGUUUAAGUCCAAUGAAGGGAACAGUGCCCGAGGGUUCCAGGUCCCAUACGUGACGUACGAUGAGGAUUACCAGGAACUCAUUGAAGACAUAGUUCGAGAUGGGAGGCUCUAUGCAUCUGAGAACCAUCAGGAAAUACUUAAGGAUAAGAAACUGAUCAAGGCACUGUUUGAUGUCCUGGCCCAUCCCCAGAACUAUUUCAAGUACACGGCCCAGGAGUCCCGGGAGAUGUUUCCAAGAUCUUUCAUCCGAUUGCUCCGUUCCAAAGUGUCCAGGUUUUUGAGGCCUUACAAAUGAGUCUGCCCACGUGCCACUCAGUACCAUGUCCUGCCUGUGAGCUGGUGGGAUGCAGCUGUCUGCUCCAGUAGCCAGCACAGUCAGAUAUUGCUGCUUCCAUAGCAGUGACUCGUUAGAGUUCAAUUUUUAUAGAUAAUACAGAUAUUUUGGUAAAUUGAACUUGGUUUUUCUUUCCCAGCAUUGUGGAUGUAGACUGAGAAUGGCCUUGAGUCACACCCACUUCUCAUUGCUGUGGGUAGAUGUCUUGGAUACAUCAAGGGCUGGCUGAACUGGACCUCUGUCAGCUCAGUUGAGACUCACCUGUCCUUCCUGGUUCUCACUCCUCCUCAAGCGGGCUGUGGUGGACAGGAGGCCACAGAAGGGGCUGCCUUGUCUGAGAUUUACACUUCCUCCAGCCCAGCCCUCCUUAAGGGAGCCGCCUGCAUCCAGAUACAGGCUCUGACCAGGCAGAGCAAGAAGGGAGGGAGGAAGGGAGAGCCCUCUAGGUGCCAUCCACAUACCUGAGACCAGGGAGGACUCCAUUUUUCCACAGCCUUCUCCUCCACCCUGUGUGACCUAAGUUUGAUCCCAGGAGCUUGAGUUCUAAGCAUUGAUCAUUAAAAUAUACUUAAAGCAGAAAGAAUUAGAAAUAAACAGAUAACAACUACGCACUUCCUCAGACAUCAUGAUGUAGGCCAAUGACGGCCUUCCUCGUUGCCAGUUUCCACCCAGUGGCAAACGCACAGGGCAGGUCUUAGCACCAGCUGUGCCUCUGGACACUCUGCCUGGCAUGGUGUUCCGGCUUGGAGAGUUCAGGUCGGACAUGAUUCUUUGGUGGAUGAGAAUUAUCAACCUUCAUGUAAAGGAGAUUUCACAAACCUUGAGUCAGUACCACCUAGGGUCCUGUUUCCACAGUGGGCUUCCCACCAUGGGUGUCCGAGGUCCAGGUGGGACAUGGUGUGGAUCCCCUUGUUCUGCUUGCCUUCCUUCCCCAUUCUCCAAGGUCAGGGACUGACUCAGCUCCAAGGACAU
Messenger RNA from Hipposideros armiger (great roundleaf bat), 4182 nucleotides. It is a transcript of the gene SCUBE2, whose product is annotated as signal peptide, CUB domain and EGF like domain containing 2. The record is from RefSeq and is a predicted model, not a curated record. Gene Ontology annotation, biological process: signal transduction. Gene Ontology annotation, cellular component: cell surface. The coding region runs from base 109 to 3171 and encodes 1020 amino acids. The transcript has 23 exons. Gene Ontology annotation, molecular function: calcium ion binding. NCBI's taxonomy places the organism in Eukaryota, Metazoa, Chordata, Mammalia, Chiroptera, Hipposideridae.